AUGAAUGAAAUUUCCGUAGAAAUCGAUAAAACCAUUAAAAACGAUAAAAUCGAUGUCGAUAUCGAUAAGCCACAUAAUGGUAAACAAAUUAAUAUGAUAGAAGUAUCACCAAAUGGAAGUUACCUUGUUACUUAUAGUCCUGAAGAUGACUCAAUUAUCGGUUGGAAUGUUAAAGAUAUAGAUGAUAUGGAUGAUAUGGAUGGGGGACAACUUAAACCAGAACCAAACCACCAUCAUAUUGAUAAUAACGUCAAAUUAACACAAUUAAGUGUUUCCGAUGAUAAGGAAAUCGCGUACAUUUGUGAUAAUAAAUUAAAAAUGAUAAAUAUGAACAACAAUCAAGAAAUUGAAUUACCAUACGAAAAAUUAUGUAUAAAUUAUCAUUAUUGCACCUUUUUCCGAACUCCUUUUGGAUUCAUUCAAUUCAUCCAUUGUAGUGAUGUUAAGGAUAGACAUGGUACAGAUCAAAAAAUUAUCUUUAUUUAUCCCACACGAAUUAAAAAUAAAAAAUUGACGUGUAAAGGAAUAUAUAAGAUACCUGAAAAUUUUGAACUGAUUAGCUUAUCAAAAUAUGGAAAAGUAUAUUUACUUUCAAAUAAUUACGUUUAUGCAUGGGAUAUUUCUACUAAAACAAGUAUAAGAAUAUUUGUUAAUGAAAAGGAUGAGGAGUGUAAGCGGGACAGCAUAGAAAUUUCCAGCGAUAUAAAAUUUGUUUGUCUAAGAAUCAAGAAUAAAAUUAUCGUUUAUUCAUUUGAAUUAGAAAUUCCUAUUGCUUCUUUGAAUAACGAUAUUCAGUUAUACAAUUUUAUAAAACAUACAUUUCAUAUUGGUUUAUUUCCCUUAUUAUUUCCUUUAUUAAACAGUGGAUUUCGGAAUUCCGUCAUGGAAUAUUAUUGGAAAAAAUGUUUAAACCGAUAUCAAAACGACAUUUUACCGGAUAUCAUUCAAAUUACAACAACCGGAUACGCAUUUGGAAUUUUAGAUGGAGAUGUUUGGAAGAUUAAAAUGUCUGAUGAAUUAGAUAAUGAAAUUUAUGACAAAAUUAAAACUAAAGUCUUGGAUUUUAAUGCUGAGGAAACAUUUGAAAACUUAAAUAUUUAUUUAUUUAACCCAUUUUUGAAAAAUAGUUUAUUUCGUGAGAUUAUAUCAGAUUCAAACCGUAAAGAAGCGAUAGAAUUAAAUACAAAUUCAACUAAAUGGGAAAUAAAAAUUACUGAUGGAAAAUUGGAAUUUCAAAUUUCUAAUAACGUAUGGAAUUUAAUUUACACAAAUACUGAUUUUUCUUUUGAAAAACGUACAAAUAAUAAUGAUCCCAACAAUCCGUGGAAUUUAGCAUCAACUUAUAGUAAAGUACUUGAUGAUGGUACAAUUGAUUCUAAUCCAUAUAUUAUUCAACCGCCUAAUGAAAAUACAAACAUGUUUAUAGAUUACAGAACUGCAAUUUUUGCAGUAUAUUUAUUUUUGACAGGCGAUUCAAGCUCAUUGACCAAUUGGACAUAUAUGAAUAACCCAUCACUCGUAAUAUUAAUUGUCCUAUUCUCAUUCUUGAUUGUUGUAUAUCUUAUGAACUUGUUUAUUGGAUUACUCAAUUUGGAAAUUGAUAAAAGUAAUGAUAGGGUUUUUUUAUUAAUUCAGAAGGCAAAGAUUUUGGCCGAAAUUGAGUUAUUUUACUUAUUACCAAAUCAGAGACGUUUGGAAAAGUGGUUUCCCGAAGUAAUAUAUUAUUGUGCGGAUGUUGAUAUAACUCGUGCAGAAGUCAAAAAAUUGAUCACAGAUGGUCGAUGGAGUAAUGAAUUUCCGGAUAUGAAGAAAGAUUUAUUUAAAAAGAUUAAUAUUCAACGUAAUCCUGCUGAAGUUGACUUGAGGAAAUUAUUAGAAGAAGUACAGUCGAAAUUGAAAAAUAUUACAUAUUUGUGA
Rhizophagus irregularis DAOM 181602=DAOM 197198 is the source of this 1917-nucleotide messenger RNA. RefSeq lists its product as uncharacterized. Lineage: Eukaryota; Fungi; Glomeromycota; Glomeromycetes; Glomerales; Glomeraceae. The record is from RefSeq and is a predicted model, not a curated record.